Aspergillus thermomutatus is the source of this 2601-nucleotide messenger RNA. Its product is annotated as SH3 domain protein. Lineage: Eukaryota; Fungi; Ascomycota; Eurotiomycetes; Eurotiales; Aspergillaceae. Bases 1 to 2601 code for a protein of 866 amino acids. The record is from RefSeq and is a predicted model, not a curated record. The transcript has a single exon. Gene Ontology annotation, molecular function: protein binding; zinc ion binding.
AUGGUCCUGGCAGCCAAUCCUGAGCGUGUCAAGUCGGCCGAGGAAAAGGAGGAAAUUGCUCAGAAAUACAAGCAUGGCGAUUCGGUGUUUCCUGCGCUUUUGUCUCCAGAGCAAAAUGGUACCGUGUCGGACGAGGAAGAUCGGCAGUUGCUGGAGGAGGUUCGUGAAUUGAGUUUGCGAGAGAGCAGGACGGGGACCGGGGAAUCGAAUCACCGAGCAGGACAAUCUUCGAGGAGUAGACGAGCUGAGAGCGUUGAUGCCGAUGGACGGAGGGCAGAUGGCCGCUCGAGACGACGGCGUGAGGAGGAGCGUGCACUACGCCGACAGCCUGCGGCCCGUACAGAGGAUCACUCGGAGAGAACGAGACGGAUUGAGCAUCAGUCCAGUCUGCGAUCGCUGCUUAGCUUGUCCGAUACCGAAACAAUGGAAGAGGAGAUCCUGCGACAGAUCCUCGAUGACGGGCUGCUGAAUGAUAUCGACCUGGACAACCUUGGGCCUGCGCAGGAAGAGGAGUUGACUGAGCGCAUCGCCGAUGCUUAUCGUCGGAGACAUAUGCGACGACCGCGCUCGCGGCAGAGGCAAGAGGCCGAUGCAUCGCAGACGCCGCCGCGACCGCGUGCGAGGUCGCAAUCCAUGCAGAGACCACCGACGGUGUCCGCUCCACAGGCAUCCUCGAGGAAUCCACCCGUGUCAAGGCCGUAUCUGCUGGAGCCGCUUGUCUCGCGCUCGGAUGCUUCUAAUCAUCAGCGGCGUCUUUCGGAUCAGGGGGCUCGUCGCCGGAGAACGUCGCCGGUUCCUGUCAAUGUGGCGUCCACGUCGGAAGUCACGUUGCGGCCUGCUGCGAGGUCGUCCAGUGAUAUAGCUUCGGAUCGUCCUCGUCCUUCUCAGUCCUCCCGAGCUCGCGCGGCCGAAUUGGCGGCUGCUCCGAGGCCGCGACGGGCAACAGCGUCGGAGCAGAAUGUCCCGAACAUAUUCACACCCGAAGCCAGGAACCGCGAUCACCGCCAGCAGAUAUCAGGCAGAACAUCGAAUACCUCACCUGCGUCGGUGGCUUCACCGAGUACACCGAGUAACUCUUUUUCUGCGCGCUUGGAACAGACUACGACAGGUGCGUCUGCUUGUAGCUCUCUAGCACCCGCUGUGAACAGCCCUGUCAACCAACGCUCUCGACCUUCCUCUUCUCGUUCUCACGCCUCCCAACGUCCUUCAGCGACUUUCAUCGAACCUUCCAUCUCCUGCGACCGAUGUGGCAAGCAGAAUAUCCAAUAUGACCUUCACAAGAAAUGUCUACGAUGUAAAGAUGGAAGGUUCCACCUGUGCUUGCGGUGUUAUCGCCUCGGCCGCGGCUGUCUGCAAUGGGCGGGUUUUGGUCCGUCUGCAGAAGCUAACUUCGACCGAAUGCUUGCCUCUUCGACCGGUCGGACUAGGCCAUCGCGCGAGAUAGCGCAUGUCUUGCAAUUUUCCAGAUAUUCACGACCCUCUGAGAAUGUUCAUCGCACGACAAGCGAGGGUAUAGAGAUGACUAGCGACGAUCCAGCCCAAAGGUUGCAAACGGGACUCUUCUGUGACAUCUGCCACGCUUUGGCAAACAAAUGCUACUGGAAAUGCAACCAAUGCAACGAGGGGGGCUGGGGCUUCUGCAAUAAAUGUGUCAACCAAGGACGAUGCUGCACGCAUGCGCUUCUACCUAUCUGUCGACUUGCGCCUGGGCAUCGCUCGGGCGUACCAGUGUCGACCGGCAGUGACUCGACUAAUGGACCUAACAAUCCAUCGAGUCCUUCUACUUCCGCCGAUAACGGUAACGAAAUAUACAGGAUCCUCUCGUUCUCAACCAAGUGUGACAUCUGCACAUACCCCAUCCCAGCAUCAGCCACGAGAUUCCAUUGUCUCGAAUGCAAUGAAGGCGACUACGACGUCUGCGCAAACUGCUACCUCAAACUCGUUGCCACAGGCAAGAUCAGCAAAGAAAACGGUCACAAUGGCUGGCGCCGUUGUGUCAAAGGCCACCGUAUGGUUGUUGUCGGCUUCGAAGACCACGACGAAGGCCAGAGGAGGGUCGUCGUGCGCGACCUCGUCGGCGGCCGCGCCCUAAAAGACGAACACGUCCAGCAUCCUUCCACCUUGCCCUCCUCCACAACACAUUCGACUUACUCACCCGCGCCGAACAGCUCAGGCGCCGUCCCAUCCCCCGAACUCGGAUCCGGCGACUGGAGCUGGAAGGAAGGGUCUGAGCGAAGAAAGAAAGCCUCCCGCGUGCGAACUUCCUGGACAACCACCAACAAUGACCGCAGCAACUCAUUUCCAAUCAGUGCCACUGGUGGCUCCGGCUCGGGCUCCAACUCCGAAACAGCCACGCCCACCAGUUCCCACUCACCACCGUUCUUGCGCCGGUUCCCGCCCGACGGUGGAAUCGGCCUCAUCGUCCAUGCGCUCUGGUCGUGGUACCCCGAGGACGAGGUCCAGGAUGAACUGAUGUUUCCGCGCGGGGCGGAGAUAACAGAGGUUGAGAAUAUCAACGACGAUUGGUUUUGGGGUUGCUAUGCUGGUCAGACGGGGCUAUUUCCCGGAUCGCAUGUUACUGUUGUUGGGGAGAUCGUUUAG